Molecule: messenger RNA, 1721 nt
Organism: Homalodisca vitripennis (glassy-winged sharpshooter)
Lineage: Eukaryota; Metazoa; Arthropoda; Insecta; Hemiptera; Cicadellidae
Product: sodium-coupled monocarboxylate transporter 1-like
Exons: 7
Coding region: 475-1515 (346 amino acids)
Biological process (GO): sodium ion transport; transmembrane transport
Cellular component (GO): membrane
Molecular function (GO): symporter activity
Source: RefSeq, a predicted model, not a curated record
UUUCUUACUUACCUAUAUUAAAUAUAGGAUAAUGUUAUCUUUACAGGAUCUUACUGGUACUCCAACAAAAAUUGCAGCUUUUCUUUCAUCCAAAGUCCUGUAGGAUUUUGGCAGGCGAUAUUCCCAAGAAAAUAAACAUCCUUACACUCCAGAAAGCACACAUUAAUUGUGGUUUUAUAAAUGUGUGGAAGUUUAAAGCUCCUACUCCCAAAAAAGCACGAAAUUUAUGCCACUCCAAAAGCUUUAUAGAGGACGUUCAUGGUUGCCUACAUAAGUGUAUGGGAAUUUUUAAUAUCUUACUGAAAUGAACAUGUAGUGCUCAGAUUUCCCUAAUGCUAUUACGUAUAUAUCCAGUAUUGAUGAUAACUCAGGUUUAUGAGUGUAAUUAAUUCGUAAUUUAAAUGCCUUCUUGCAUAUUUUUUCUGUCUGCUCAGUCUGGACCCUGAUCCGUUUGCUCGUCACACACUCUGCUCCAUGCUACUAGGCUGCACAUUCACUCUGCUCGCCUACCAAGCUUGCAGUCCUGGGACAAUACAGCGAUUCAUAGCCGUCCCUACCCAGCUGGCAGCAAAGAGAGUAAUAAUGUGGUCGACUGCAGGCUUCAUUGGUAUGAACACUCUGGCAGUGUUGGUUGGUCUGAUCCUGUACGCCAGGUACCAUCACUGUGACCCCAUCGCUACUCAGAAAGUGAAAUUCUCUGGUCAACUACUGCCCAUGUUCGUGAUGGAGCUAGGAGCCCAGAUCCCUGGCUUCUCUGGCCUCUUCAUUGCUGGUGUAUUCAGUGCUGCUCUCAGUACAAUGUCUGCAGGACUCAACACUGCUGCUGGAACCGUCUACGAAGAUUUCGUGCUCAGAAUCCACUCCCAGCACUCAGACUCAGCCGGGGCCUUGAUCGUCAAGCUCAUUGCCCUCGUAUUUGGAAUCGCUUCAGUGCUACUGGUCUUCUUCGUAUCUAAACUGGGCGGGAUCCUGCAGUUAGCCCUAAGUCUGCUUGGAGUGACACAUGGAGCAAUAUUGUUUCUCUUCACCUUUGGCAUGUUCUUUCCUUGGGGCUCCACCAAGGGAGCAUUAUCUGGAGCAGCAGCGAGUCUAGCGGUGAUGGCAUUCUUCGUGGUCAGAGCACAAGUUGCCAUCGCCCACAGGCAUAUCCAGUUCCCAGGAAAGUCCUUGAGCAUCGAUGGCUGCGAGGGUGCCCUUAACAUGACACAUCUGUUGAUCUCCUCUCACACCGGGAUUGGCAGCCAAACUUGGUCAGAUGGUUCAGAACCCAAGAUCUACCAGUUGUCAUACCUUUACUACAAUCUGUUGGGAGCCCUGGUGGGUUUCCUGGUGGGGAUUCCGGUCAGCAUUUUCACCAGAGCACCCCUUGGAGAUCUCGAUCCACGGCUGAUAGUGCCGCAACUUCGGUGGUUGCUACCCCUUAAACACAAAAAGAGGCCUUCGAAAGUUUUCCCAAUGGAUGAUGAUGUUACAGCGAGUGAUUCAAGGGAGAUGGCUUGUGUAAUGUCAAUGUAGUUCAAUUAUACGGGGUUAUGGACGAUUGGUACUCUUUGGUAUCAUCAUUGAGUACAUACCAAAUUUGCUAUCUUUAGUAGUAGCUAAGGAAAUUUUUCAAAAUACUUUCCUAACCUACCAUGGCAACUCCAAGUAACAAAAAAAAUUAAAAUUAUGAUCUGGUUCUUUAUGUCAACAUUGAUUAGUCCUAUUCAACAACAUUCAAU